GUACCUGCUGGAGCAAGAUUUCCCCGGGAUGCGGAUCGGACCCGAACCCACGACGGACUCCUUCAUUGCAGUGAUGCAGGGGGACGUGGAAGGGAUCAUCCCUGGGAAUGCCCUGGUGGUAGAUCCCAAGAAGCCCUUCCGGAAGCUUAACGCCUUCGGCAACGCCUUCUUGAACAGGUCAGUCGGCUACUGGAGCGGCAUUCUGAGCUGGUUUGACUGGGGAAACUGGUUUUUGGCGGCCCGGGGUCAGACGGUUACUGUUGGUUCUCUUGUUUUUCUUAUCUGUCAAUCACUCAUUUUCAGCUUCAGAAAUAUUACUUCUGACUGCAGCUGGCUGGGCGGCGACGACCGCCGUCGGAAGGACCCGGAGGUCUUCCAGACGGUGAGCGAAGGGCUGAAGAAGCUCUACAAGACCAAGCUGCUGCCGCUGGAGGAGCACUACAAGUUCCAUGAGUUCCACUCGCCCGCCCUGGAGGACGCCGACUUCGACAACAAGCCCAUGGUGCUGCUGGUUCAGGCCUAUAUCAUCAGCUCUCUGAAGAAAGAAAUGCCCUCCGUCUUUGGCAAAGACAACAAAAAGAAAGAGCUGGUCAACAACCUGGGCGAGAUUUACGGCCGGAUCGAGCGAGAGCAUCAGAUCUCGCCAGGAGAUUUCCCCAAUUUAAAGAAAAUGCAAGACCAACUCCAGGGUCAAGACUUCAGCAAAUUCCAACCCCUGAAGGCCAAGCUGUUGGAUGCGGUGGAAGACAUGUUGGCCCACGACAUUGCCCAAUUGAUGGUCUUAGUGCGCCAGGAAGAAUCCCAGCGGCCAGCCCAGAUGGUAAAAGGCGGCGCCUUCGAAGGGACCCUCCAUGGCCCCUUCGGACAUGGCUACGGAGAAGGAGCCGGAGAAGGCAUCGACGACGCCACCUGGGUGGUGGCCCGUGACAAGCCCAUGUAUGACGAGAUCUUCUACACCUUGUCCCCUGUCGACGGGAAGAUAACCGGGGCCAACGCCAAGAGGGAGAUGGUGAGGUCCAAGCUCCCCAGCACCAUGUUGGGCAAGGUCUGGAAACUGUCCAACAUCGACAAAGACGGGAUGUUGGACGAUGAAGAGUUUGCCUUGGCCAACCAUCUCAUCAAGGUCAAGUUGGAAGGCCAUGAGCUUCCCAGCGAGCUACCGCCUCACCUUGUCCCGCCGUCCAAGAGGAAAAUGGCAGAUUGACCGACCUCUGGAACGCGUCGGGGGAGAUGGGAAAGGUUCCUGUCUUUUUUUUGAACCUCUGGAGAUGCGCAAGGUCCACCUCUUGAUGG
Molecule: messenger RNA, 1293 nt
Organism: Thamnophis sirtalis
Lineage: Eukaryota; Metazoa; Chordata; Lepidosauria; Squamata; Natricidae
Source: RefSeq, a predicted model, not a curated record